AUGGCAGACUCGGCGUACUCGUUCAGUCUCACGACGUUCAAUCCAUCGGGAAAGCUCCUGCAGAUCGAAUACGCACUGAAUGCUGUCAAUUCCGGUGGCAAAACGUCGCUCGGCAUUCGAUGUAAAAAUGGGGUUGUGAUCGCUACGGAGAAGAAACUGCCGACUAUUCUCGUGGACGAAGACUCGCACAAGAAGAUUUCGAUCCUCUCGGAGCCCGCAGGCAUCGUGUACAGCGGCCUUGGUCCGGAUUACCGCGUUCUUGUGCGGAAAGCGCGCAAGAAAGCGCAGACGUACUUCCAGAAGUACAAGGAGCACGCCCCUGCUGGCAUUCUCGUGCGUGAGAUUGCAGCGGUGAUGCAGGAGUUUACUCAGUCGGGCGGUGUGCGUCCGUUUGGCGUGUCGAUCUUGUACGCAGGCUAUGACGAGGAUGGACCGCAGCUGUUUCAGAUUGACCCUUCGGGGGCCUACUUUGGCUGGAAGGCCACGGCUAUUGGCAAAGACUCGGUCAGUGCAAAGACGUUUCUGGAGCGGCGUUACAAUGACGACAUGGAGAUUGAAGAUGCGAUCCAUACGGCGCUGCUGACGCUUCGUGAAGGAUUCGAGGGAGAGAUGGACGAGACGAACAUUGAAGUGGGUAUCAUCAAGGAGGACAAGAAGUUUCACGUGCUGACGCCAGCGGAGGUGAAGGACUACUUGGAGCAAGCUGAGUAA
Molecule: messenger RNA, 711 nt
Organism: Peronospora matthiolae
Lineage: Eukaryota; Oomycota; Peronosporomycetes; Peronosporales; Peronosporaceae
Source: the annotation of a GenBank genome assembly